AGUCACAUUUUUGACAGUUAGUUGAAUUGAUUCGUUCCCAGCCAUCCGCCAGCGAUUGCUUAGCUUUAUUUUCUGUGAAGUAAAUUGUCAAAUAAUUCAUUGUAGGAACUACAAUUCAUAUGAACUUAUAAUCUGUGAUACCAGUUGAAGACUAUUUUAACGCAGAGUGUAGAAGCCAAAAACAGCAGUAAAAUGACCAAUAAAUACGAUGCUUUGAAGGCCUACGGCAGCGAUAGCGAGGAUAGUGGAGAUGAAGGAGCGGAUUUCAACGUUGAAAAUUUGUUACCGCUGGAAGUUGGACCCGGAGAACACAAACUGCAGUACACGUACUGCCUUUGGGUUGGGAAAAAGGCUAGAGCUGCGGAGUACGGCAAAACAUUACACCUAGCUGGUCGUUGCGCCAGUGUCGAGCAAUGGUGGUCACUUUACUGCCACUUGAUUAAACCGACACUGAUGAAGCCAUUCAGAAAGUUGCAUCUAUUUAAGAGUGGUAUAAAGCCAAUGUGGGAAGACCCCGGUAACAUGCGCGGCGGCCAGUGGGUUAUCCGGUUAAGGAAAAAUAAGAUCGACCGCGCUUGGGAGAACGUGUGCAUGGCGAUGCUAGGAGAACAGUUUCUGGUAGGACCGGAAAUUUGUGGCAUAGUGCUUUCCAGUCAAUUUCCGGAGGAUCUGCUGUCCAUUUGGAAUCGAACAGCUAGCGAUACGGCCAGCACCAACCGAAUCAGGGAUACGCUACGUAGAAUUCUGCAUUUGUCAUCUUCAACUCACAUGGAGUAUAAACCACACUGCGAUAGUCUCAAGUACCUUUGAAAUAGGAGUGCGCUGUUGUUCGUUAGCGUGUCGAAUUACUCUAUUUCUCUGUAUCUUUGUAAAGAUAUAAUCAAGUUUUGAAAUCACCUAAUUUACCGAAAAAACAGCUUUCCAUAAGUA
Molecule: messenger RNA, 930 nt
Organism: Uranotaenia lowii
Lineage: Eukaryota; Metazoa; Arthropoda; Insecta; Diptera; Culicidae
Gene: eIF4EHP
Product: eukaryotic translation initiation factor 4E type 2
Exons: 4
Coding region: 193-810 (205 amino acids)
Biological process (GO): translational initiation
Cellular component (GO): eukaryotic translation initiation factor 4F complex
Molecular function (GO): RNA 7-methylguanosine cap binding; translation initiation factor activity
Source: RefSeq, a predicted model, not a curated record